UGUUGCUCGGAUGGUAACAUUGCCAUUUGGGAUCUGCACAACCAGAGCCUGGUUCGCACCUUGUCGGGCCAUUUAGAGGGCGCCAGCUGCAUUGACUUGACCGGCGGCCCCGACGGGCAUCAGCUUUGGACAGGAGGACUAGACAAAACUGUUCGUUCCUGGGAUUUGCGUGGAAUGCUCGCUGGCUCCAAUUACAACAGCAGCGGGACUGACGCUUCGCCCGGGACUGCGGCAUCUCCACGCCAGCACCAAGUGGCCAGAGUCGACUUUGCCUCUCAGGUCUUCUCAUUGGGCGUCUGUCCGACCGGCGACUGGCUGGCGGUGGGCCUCGAAUCCGACUGCGUUGAAGUGCUCAACACCGGCGGUUCUGGCAGCGGUGGCCUUUCGUCUGGUCUGCCCGCUUCUGCGGCUGCCGGUAGCCAGCGCUACCAGUUGACAUUGCACGCAAGCUGCAUGAAAGAGACUUCCUCAGUGCUCAGCUGUGACAUCUCACUCGAUGACAAGUUUGUCGUCACGGGUUCUGGUGACCGGAAAGCCACCCUCUAUGAGGUUGCAUUCUAA
Messenger RNA from Protopolystoma xenopodis, 561 nucleotides. The record is from the annotation of a GenBank genome assembly. Lineage: Eukaryota; Metazoa; Platyhelminthes; Monogenea; Polystomatidea; Polystomatidae.